Molecule: messenger RNA, 640 nt
Organism: Ipomoea nil (Japanese morning glory)
Lineage: Eukaryota; Viridiplantae; Streptophyta; Magnoliopsida; Solanales; Convolvulaceae
Product: germacrene C synthase-like
Exons: 4
Coding region: 206-640 (144 amino acids)
Molecular function (GO): terpene synthase activity
Source: RefSeq, a predicted model, not a curated record
AUUAGACUUGAUUAACAAAAUUCAACGUUUAGGAGUCCAUUAUCAAUUUGAAAAGGAGAUUGAAGCUUCACUGGAACACAUAUUCGAGGCAUACGAUGAAUUCAAUGCGGAGGACGAUGAGAGGGACAUUUAUAUUGUCUCUUUGUGCUUUCGACUAUUUAGACAAGAAGGGUAUCACGUAUCUGCUAAUGUGUUUGAAAAAUUUAUGGAUUGUAAUGGAAAGUUCAAGGAAUCAUUGAUCAACAAUGUUCCAGCACUGUUGAGCUUGUACGAAGCAUCACAUCUUAGGGUGCAUGGGGAGCAAGUUUUAGAAGAAGCAUUGACAUUUACCACUUCUCACCUAGAAUCCAUACUUCCAAACUUGAACAAUACUCUUAGAUCACAAGUUAGUGAAGCACUAAAGCAGCCGAUUCGAAAGAGAUUAAUAAGGCUUGACGCACAAAAAAUCAUAUCAACUUUUGAGCCAAAUGGAACAACAGAUGCUUUAUUGCUGAAAUUUGCAAAAUUGGACUUCAACUUGUUACAAAAAGAACAUCAAAGGGAGCUUGGUUGUCUUACCAGGUGGUGGAAAGGAUUAGAUGUCCCAAAUAAAUUGUCUUUUGCACGAGAUAGAUUUGAAGUUUCUUCUAAAAGUUCUUAG